This is a messenger RNA of Petromyzon marinus (sea lamprey), 2878 nucleotides long. It is a transcript of the gene CD82, whose product is annotated as CD82 molecule. NCBI's taxonomy places the organism in Eukaryota, Metazoa, Chordata, Hyperoartia, Petromyzontiformes, Petromyzontidae. Gene Ontology annotation, cellular component: plasma membrane. The record is from RefSeq and is a predicted model, not a curated record.
ACAUCUGGACCUGUGUGAACUGCGCGUGAGUUGGUUAUUGAAGUCGCCCCGAGGGCGUUUUGCGUUUCCGCAACUCGACUGGGCAACGGAGCAACACGGAACUCGAGCCAGAAAAUUUCCACUCGGAAGGCUUCGCGAUGGCGUCCCGGGGCUGCCUGUACGCCACGCGCUACCUCAUCAUCAUCUUCAAUGUCAUCUUCUUUCUGCUGGGCUUGAUCAUAAUGGGCUUUGGCCUGUGGAUCGUAUACGACCAGCAAAGCUUUAUCAACACCGUAGUAAUUGACGGCAACGUUGAACUCACCAUUCCAGCGUAUGCCCUUGUUGGCAUAGGCAGCAUCACGUGCCUGGUGUCACUCUUUGGCUGCUUGGGUGCCAGCAAGGAAGUGCGCUGUCUACUGGCUGUGUACUUUAUAUGUCUGGUGGGAUUGCUCGUGGCCCAAGUGGCGAUAGGGACUGUUGUUUACAUCAACAAGGAGAAAAUCAACAACAAGCUCAACGGCGUCGCAUUUAACAUCAUCAAAUCCUAUUGGAAUUUGAGCACAGAGGAUCCCCUGCACACAUGGAGACUGUGGGACAGCAUCCAGCAGAAGUUCAACUGCUGUGGACUGAACGGCACAGAAGACUGGAAGGACAACGUCUACAUUUGUGACCAGGCAACAUACCCGGAUAUCACCUAUCCCUGCAGCUGCUUCAACAACAGUAGUUCCGUCCAGAAAGACCACAAUAACACGCAGUUUUGCAUCUCGUCGCCUACAUUUGCUAUUGCCGAGCAGGGGUGCGAAAUGCACAUCAAGGAUUGGCUGCAAGCCAACAUGUCUGUCAUCCUCGCAGUCUGCGUGGCCAUUGCAGUGUUUGAGUUGUUGGUGCUGCUCCUCUCCUGUCUGCUCUACAAGAACAUAUCACCUGGGUACAAGCAGGCAGGAAUAUAAAGACCUGAGUACACACCACCAUGCAUCCCAUUACACCAUGCACCCCAUCUGUAAUAACUGCUUGAAUACACGUGCACAAAUCACACCCCGCUCUACCCAGGGCUUAAUUUCUCACUGAAUUUGUUCUGGGUCCCUGGUAAAAAUGGAGGAGUCAGCUAAGAGGUAUACUGGAUGUCCGGAAAUAUUCCGUGUCAUUGACCCAGACAGACCCAACAGAUAUUAAGCCCGGUCUCUACACUGGAUAUGCACACAUGAAUGCACACACGUACAUUCUCUUGCUGUAGCCACACACACACAACUUUCUCACUUGUAGUCACGCAACAUUCACAUGCACUCCUUCCUGCACACAUGCACAGAUCAUUACAUCUUAUAUACAUAUCUUCCUCUUUCUGUACAAUGCUCAUGUACUUUUAUUCUUCAUUUAGCCUUAAAGUCUGGAGGGACAAAUGUUGUGAGUGUGAACAGUGCAAAGACAUUCAUUAUAUACACACAACGUGUCUUUGCCUGCAAAAUAACUUCAGAUCCCGUGAAAAGCUUUACGCAUUGAUGGUAAAAUUGCUGUUUGCAUGGUUCUAAUAAGGCCUGCAAAGUACAUGAGGUGAUACAUCAAACGUCAUGCAUGUGGGGGCCACAUUCUCCUCCCCAGCUCUGGUGUUUGUGAACGUAAUCCGGACGGUACUUAAUUUAAAAUGAGGCAACCGAGCAGACGCGCACACCAGCACUUGGUGCGUAUGAUGCAAAUAAAACAGAAAUGGAAACCAGGUCAUUGGGAUUAUAGCUCAACCCACGUUUAUGCCUACCGGUUCUAUCUGGGCCAAAACCUUUACUGGUGCCUGAACAAGCUUUUGUGUUUAGUUUGUUGUCCUUCCCCCGCACUUCCGACUAGCAUGGUUGGCUACGUACAGUGCGAAAGAAGUUCAACCUACAUACUACUGUACCCGAGCUCAGCUGAGCCAGACCAAGUUAGAUCCCCUGGGUCAUCCAGCCUCAUUCUCUCACAUUCCCAUGUAUCACUCCCUACGCUUCCUCAAUUUACCUCACCUUGCCCCUGGUGGGUGGUGGUGGCGGUUCAGACGCAAUCUUAAUGAAUAUUUUCGAGAAAUCUAAUGUACCCAUAGUUUGUGGUGAGGAUAUUUAAGUAUACAUCUAAUUUUAUUUGGGGUGAAGUGGUGGCGCAGUGGUUAUAGCACAUCGCGCAAUGUACUUUACUUGCGUCUCGAGUUGAAUUCCUCUCGAUAGUUAACACAGGUGGUGAGUGAUAGAUGAUCCAGUCCUGAACUCUUGCCCCCUUUGCCAACCCACUCUGGCCAGCAUGGUGAUGUUAUCGAUUGAUGAAGGGCUGUAAAUCAUCAUCUGCUUUAAAAUUUUCCACUGUACAGUUAACACCAGUACUCUUGCUGGUUGAGUGAGGUUGGUGAUAUUAUGGCAUGCGUUUUGUUUACAUCUGAUGACAACAGAAUCGACCAGCUGACAAUGGUAGUGUCUUCCAAAAAUGCGGUCUGCGGCUUACUUGGACUACCGUGCGGGGAUAGACUGCUCUCAGGCCUAUUCACCGACAUUAGUUAUGGAAACAAAGCAUUAAUGUAGCAUUAAUUGCACACUAAUUAAAUAGUAAACUAACGCUCUUGAGGUUUAUCACUUGUGUUAAGAUCCUGUAGACAAUGCCAUAGAAAUGUGCCUUAAGAUUGAACUUUCCCAGCACUCUGUGAAUUUACACAGUUGAUGCUUGUUAUGAGCCUCGUGUGCCUGCGUUUGUGCCACAGUAUAUAGUGAUACACAUUGUAGACUUUUUAAAGCCAAUCUUAGAUUUUGCACAAAUUUUUAUUUCGUUUUACAAAUAUAUUUUUAAACGUGAUUUUAUUAUACUGCUUGUUUUAUUGAAGCACUUUGCCAAUCUUUGUCAGAAAUGGCAUUGUUUUGAUUGUACUGAAUAAAGUUUUUAAUCCUAA